GAGUAAUUUAUUUGAUAGCAAAAGGAAGAAGAGGAAUCAAUCACAAAGGAUUUCUUUAUUUAUUGGAACUUUAGGUGCAAGAGAAAUCAGUCAUCCAAUCUCAUCUCAGAAAUGAAUAUCAUUCUAUUUAUACUAUAUUUUGUUAUUCUCGUUCUUAUUCCUUGCACUAGUAGUUCCUCCAAUAUCACUAAAAAUAAUGAAACCAGUUUAUCAUUAUCGUCAUCGUCACAUAAUUUCUCUUGUGGAGAUCUGCAAGACAUCCAUUGCCCUUUCUUCAUACACGGGAAUUCUCAUCAGUGCGUCAAUCAAUCACUAAUUGAACUCUUAUGCGAAAAUAAUAGAACUAUUGCAACUGUUUCUUCAAAAAGAUUUUAUGUCAUGGGAAUAAAUUAUACAAGCCAAUACAUUCGAUUAAUCGAUCCAGGUCUUCAAAAAGACUCAAACUGUUCUUCGAUGCCUAAAAAUUCAUUACAUGACGUGUUUGGGCCUGCUGAUAUAUAUUUUCGUAUUGGGUGUAGGCCGGUGAUAUACAUGAACUGCUCAGGGAAUCUAAAUGACUUUCCACUUUACUUGAACACUUCACCUUGUGUUAAUAAGUCUUCUUCAAGCAAAUUUUCAACAUAUGUCAUGGUGGAUCCACUGGUUUCAGAAAUUAAGAAUUCAUGCACAAGUUUCCUUACGUCUUGGAUUUUUGAUGAGGCUCUAUAUGAAGCUUCCAAGCAAGGGAAUUAUGAUACAUAUGAAUCGACUACCUUUGGUUCUUAUUCAGAUGUUCAUGACCAAAUGAUGAAAGGCUUCGUACUCAAGUACGGGGACUAUGAGAUCUUCACCCAAAGAAAAGAAUCAGGUUUCAUCCGUUUUCUUAGUUCUAUAUACGAUAUUCUGUACCCUUACGCCGUCAACUAUGGAAAUUUUAUACGGAGAGGUUUGAAAUAUUUUCGGUUCUCCAGCCACAUCAACGAUGAUGGAGUUUCUCUGGAAUAUGUCAAAGUAUAUAUUUUCGGAAUAAUCAUCUUUCCAGGAAUGAUCUUGCUGGGAAGAUUCAUGCUAGUGGCACCAUUCGUUCUUUCAAUUUUGAUAUAUGCAUUGAGAAAAAGAAACCGUGCCAUGAACGCAAGUAUCGAAGACUUCUUGGACAUCUACGCAGACCAGAUGCCUAUAAGGUACUCCUACAACGAUGUCAAGAAAAUGACUAACAAUUUCAAGGAAAAAUUAGGCCAAGGAGGCUUUGGAUAUGUAUACAAAGGAGCUCUUCGUGAUAAUCGUGCUGUUGCAAUUAAGAUUCUUACCUCAACAAAAGGAGACGGGCAAGAUUUCAUCAAUGAAGUAGCUACUAUGGGAAAGAUACAUCAUGUGAAUGUGGUACAGCUCAUCGGAUUCGUAGCCGAACGUAGAAAACAAGCUCUUGUUUAUGAAUUCAUGCCCAACGGAUCUCUCGAGAAAUAUAUAUUUCCUCGGGAAGAAGGAAAAAUUACAAACCUUCUCGAUUGGGAAAAAACUUAUGGAAUCGCAUUAGGAAUAGCUCGUGGGAUCGAAUAUUUACACCGAGGAUGUAGUAUGCGAAUACUACAUUUUGACAUCAAGCCUCACAAUAUUCUACUUGACCAGAACUAUAAUCCGAAAGUUUCAGACUUCGGAUUAGCAAGGUCAUACUCGAUGGAUGCCAGUAUAAUUUCGGUAACACACGGGGCUAGGGGAACUUUAGGAUAUAUGGCCCCAGAAUUAUUUUAUAGAAAUAUCGGAGGAAUCUCCUACAAGUCAGAUGUGUAUAGUUUCGGCAUGUUGUUAAUGGAAAUAGCUGGAAGAAGAAAAAAUUUGAACGCGUUAGCAGAGAAUGCAAGUCAAAUAUAUUUUCCAUCAUGGGUUUACAAACAAUUGAAACAAGGAGAAGAUAUUCAAAUGGAAGAUGCUACUCAAGAAGAAAACGAAAUAGCAAAGAAAAUAAUCAUAGUUGCUCUAUGGUGUAUUCAGCUGAAGCCUGUUGAUCGUCCCUCCAUGACUAAAGUUGUGGGAAUGUUAGAAGGAGACAUCAGAGUACUGCAGAUUCCUGACAAACCGUUUUCAAUUGCAGAUUGCGGUGGAGAUGAAGAUAUCAUGUUAGAUUCACUUGUAUGAUGUAAAAAAUAUUGAUGCGUUGUUAUGCUUUCAUUGAAAUAUUUGUAUCAAAUAAUACUUGAUAGAAAAUUAGUUUCUACUAACUAUUUUUCUUAUGAUAUUUUGGUUUGCCAUA
Molecule: messenger RNA, 2230 nt
Organism: Papaver somniferum (opium poppy)
Lineage: Eukaryota; Viridiplantae; Streptophyta; Magnoliopsida; Ranunculales; Papaveraceae
Product: rust resistance kinase Lr10-like
Exons: 7
Coding region: 112-2115 (667 amino acids)
Biological process (GO): protein phosphorylation
Molecular function (GO): protein kinase activity; ATP binding; polysaccharide binding
Source: RefSeq, a predicted model, not a curated record